Hemicordylus capensis (graceful crag lizard) is the source of this 759-nucleotide messenger RNA. Its product is annotated as vitelline membrane outer layer protein 1-like. The record is from RefSeq and is a predicted model, not a curated record. Bases 12 to 644 code for a protein of 210 amino acids. The transcript has 3 exons. Lineage: Eukaryota; Metazoa; Chordata; Lepidosauria; Squamata; Cordylidae.
GACUUGCGGCCAUGGACUAUUCCAUCAGCACCACAGUGCUCAUCCUCUCCUCCUGCCUCUGGGGUGUAGUCGCUCGAGAAUAUAAUUCUGUUCUCACCGUGCCAAAUGGAGGAUCAUGGGGUACCUGGGGGCGCAAACAGUUUUGCCGCAGCGGUUAUGCCCAUGGUUUCACAGUGAAGGUAGAGAAAUACCAAGGGGAUGGACCAAAGGAUGGUGGUACAUAUGUGAAUGGCAUCCGCUUGUACUGCACUGAUGGCACAGUAAUUUAUUCUAGAACUGGACCGUGGGGAACUUGGUCAAAACCUCAGUUUUGCCCCAGUGGCAACCUGAUUUCCUAUGUUAUGGAAGUGGAACUCCCUCAAAGGGAUAAAAAUAAUGUAGCAGUCACCAACAUUCAAUUCACCUGUAGCGAUGGGAACAGACUGGUGGGCAGUGGAACUAACAAGAGUUAUCCUGGCCCAUGGAGUCAUCACUGCACCUCUGGCUACAUAUGUGGGCUUCAAACAAAGCUGGGAGGUUGGCAAGGUGAGGAUGAUGACAUAGCAUUUAAUGAUAUGAAGUUCUUCUGCUGUACUGAACCAGAAGUGUUUCCCUCUCCUACAGUACAGUAUCCCCAUGGACUUGUUAGACAUGACUGUGAAUAAUAAUUAAAUCUGGAAGCGAAAACUGUGUGUUUCUUUAAAAAAAAAAUAUGGAUUACUAAAUUAUGUUUGUAUUAUUUUGAGAUGGGAGGUUAAUAAAAGAUUAAAGGAAGAACAA